Molecule: messenger RNA, 1719 nt
Organism: Closterium sp. Naga37s-1
Lineage: Eukaryota; Viridiplantae; Streptophyta; Zygnematophyceae; Desmidiales; Closteriaceae
Source: the annotation of a GenBank genome assembly
AUGGCGGCCCAUUCUUCGCAUCCCGCGAGGCUGCCGCUGCUCCUCAUUGUGGCGUCGCUCGCAGCCGUUGUAGUCACCGCGCAGAGCUCCUACAGCAUUGCUGACACGCUUCCUCGCUCUGCCUCCACCUCUCCGCCGCCAUCCGCCAACCCCUCGCCCUCCGCCUCUCCGCCGCCAUCCGCCAACCCCUCGCCCUCCGCCUCUCCGCCGCCAUCCGCCAACCCCUCGCCCUCCGCCUCUCCUCCGACCCCUGUCUUUGCGCCUGCGAAUACGUCUGCCUCGGCGCCGCGGCUUCUUCCGUCCGCCGCUGGCGGAGACGGGCUGGGCGGCACGGCGGGUGGGAAUGGAUCCGACAGUCGCAAUAACGCGUCGCUCAUUAGCGGAAUAUUGGAUGGCGAAUAUGGCAGGUACCUGCAGGGGGGACUGACGGCGCACGUGUGGGGGCAGCCACUAGUGACAUCGCAGCGCAAUGCUGCCACCUACCCUGCCAUCAACGCGCUGCAGCGGCAAACCAACAUCACCACCGCGCAAGACCAGUCCACCAUCCCAGUGUCCAACACGGACACGCUCUACGCGUCAGCAUGGCUGGACCUCGCCGCGGGCCCUCUACUGCUCUCUCUGCCGCUGGUGCCCCAGCCGCGCUACUACAGCGCGCUGCUGCCCAUGGGGCCGGGCCGCUUGCUGUCAUGCGGGGGAGGGGGCGGGGGAGGGAGUGGGGGUGGGGGUGGGGGAGGGGGAGGGGGUGGGGGAGGGGGAGGGGGAGGGGGAGGGGGAGGGGGAGGGGGAGGGGGAGGGGGAGAGGAGAAGGCCUCGAGCAGCAGCGACACAGUAUUGAGUGUGAGCAGCAGGACUCGCAAUGUGUUUGUGAUCGUGCGCGUGCUGGUGGCGGGGCCUGAUGACCAACGUCACUCUUACGCGCCCAACCACCAACGCCCCCCCCCCACCCCCCUGCCGCCGCCCGACCUCUCUGAGCUGGCGGGGCUGCCAGAUGGCAUGCAGCGAUUGGUGCUCAUCGACCGCACACUACAGGACAACCCGCCCGCCCAGGACCAGGCUAACCUCGAGGCACUCAGCCAGCUGGCAGGCAUAGGCAUCUCCCCCUCCGCGCCGCCCUUCUCCCCCGCCGCCCUCUCGCCGCUGCAGAGCACCGCGCUCGCGCAGGCGUACGCACUGGCGAAUGUGACAAUAAGGGGCGCGUACGCGCUCAUGCUGCUGGGGGUGAACCGCUCUGUUGUCGUCAACCGCUGGCUCGCUGACACGUCGCUGGGCUACUACGGCGAUCGCUUUCUGUUCAGAGCGGCCUUCUCAUCCACAGGGGGUCUGGGAGCGCUGCCCGCAUCCGAAUCGCUCUACUUCUUCACCUGGCAGGGGCCCUUUGGCCUGCGCUACGACGGCUCCUCCGCCAACUACUCGCUGCACCUCUCUCCACCGCCCGUCACCGCGUGCGGCUUCUGGUCGCUCACAGUGUACAACGCGGACGGGUUCCUCCCCCCAGGCAUGUGGCGGAACAGCAUCGGGGAUCGCACCAAGGGGUUGGUGUUCAAUCCGGACGGCACACUCACUGUUCCCAUCCAGCUGGCCGCGCCGGCCAAUGCGAGCCUGGGGGCCAACUGGCUGCCGACACCGAAUGCAACGUUUUCGGUGGCGCUGCGGGUGUACUGUCCCUCGGAGAGUGUGCUGAAUUGGGAGUGGCGGCCUGAGGCCGUGCAGGUGGUGUGA